Acaulospora morrowiae is the source of this 296-nucleotide messenger RNA. NCBI's taxonomy places the organism in Eukaryota, Fungi, Glomeromycota, Glomeromycetes, Diversisporales, Acaulosporaceae. The record is from the annotation of a GenBank genome assembly.
AUUUUAACCGCCAGGCGGAAUCGAGAUUAAACAUCAGACGAGCACAAUGGGUCAAUCUGUGUUUAUUUUUUCUCGAAACACAAUAUCAGACGAGCUCGUUGGGUCAUCUAAGUAUCAUGGAUGAUUUUAACCGCCAGGCGGAAUCGAGAUUAAACAUCAGACGAGCACAACAAUAUCAGACAAGCUCGAUGGGUCAUCUGAGUAGCAUGGAUGACCUAAUAUCACACAAACUCGAUGGACAAAUUCUUAAGAACACCCGUCUCGAAAAUCAACAUCAGACAAGCUUGGAAGUGUGA